AUUUCCCCUGAAUUCACUUGUAAACUGAAAUAAACAUUGACUUCAUCUGACACUUAUGUAAAUAAUUACCAAAAUAAAUGUGUUUGACUUUUAAGUGAGUGAUAGGAGAGACUGAAAAUAUGAUUACACAACUUUCCAGGUUUUCUCGACAAAUCCAUCGAGAAUGUUUUAAAGUUUUGUGUCUGACUAGAAAGUUGCAAACCACAGCAAGCGCGGAUCACAAUCAUGCUUCAUCAGCACCAAGCGCAUUAGAUACAGAUCAUGCAGAAGGUGGUAGUACUAAGUAGAAAGUAGACUUUUAGUUUUAGAUUUUUAGUAAAUAAUUUUGGCUAAAUCUGAGAGAUCAUCCCGUGACGUCAUUUGCGUGUUUAUUAUAGUUGCAGUGAAUUAGGGUUUAGGUUAGGUUGAGGGAUUUAUUUUGGGUUCAGGUUAGGCAUAGGGAUAAAUUUAGGGUUCAGGUUAGGCAUAGGGAUCGAUUUAGGCGUAGGUACUUUGGUAAAAAAUUUAAACAUUUUGUAAAAAUAAACCAACGGCAUAGUUGAAUAGAGCUAAUUUUUUACAGAAUUGUAACACCAAAAUCAUAUUUUUAACUGUUGUAGUUUAAGGGAAGCCUUAUACGCAGUCGGCUGCGCAUAACCCUGAGAGUGAGAGUUAUUCCCAGCCGACUGCGUGUAACUCUCAGGAAUUUAGCCAAAUAAGGUUUAUUACCUCUAGUUAAUACACACGGCGAACUCAUAUGAAUGAAACUCUGAGAUAGUACUACAAUAUAGCCGCUAUGCAAGUGACUGUGAAUGGUUGCCAAUGACAACGUGUUGCACAUGGAAAAUUCUGAUCAUUUAUGAUAUGGAUUCUACAUGGUUUUUAAAGCUCAAAUUAAAACAUUCCAGUUUAAAUGUCUUCAAAAUGCAUUCUGAAACACAAGUUAUCAAAUAUUUUGAUGUAUAUAGUGGUAAUAAUUAAAUAUUUCCUGAGUAUCGGCAACUUCCACCAUUAAAUAGGGGGCGUGGCCCACACCAUGUCAAAAUUAGGCUGAGCGACCUUAAGGUGAUAUGGGUCACUUGGAGAGGCGUAACAAACGUCAGACACGACCUACAUCAACGAGAUUCGGCAAAGGUAUACUUCAAUAUCUAAUGCUUUAAACGAUUUAAUAUGAAAGACAAGUUCCUUUUAUUUCACCAAAAAUUUUGUAUGCGAAGAUGCCUUAUAGAUACCGGUACCAAAGAUUUUCAAAAUAAAGGUCCAUUGAAAAAAUCAAAAUAGCUGGAUGGAAAUGUAGGCCAAGAGGUCUUCCAAGUUACAAGGCCGGAAAUGGAACUCAAAUAUAUUUCGAAAGUACUCAUUUAAUAAUAAAUAGACACACACGUUGGAAAAUUAAAAACUCUGAAAUUUCGGCGCAGACGCCCAUUUCCAAUACCCAAAAAGUAGUAGUCUCCCUUGUUUCAUCGAAGUACCUAAUUUAGGGUUCAGGUUAGGCUUAUGGAUCGGUUUAGGGAUACAUUUAGGGACAGAAUUAACUGGUUGUGUCAAACCAAAAUGGCGGAAACCCAGGGACAAUCUCUUGAAAUUUACCAUAAUUUUAACUAAUAAUAAUAGUAAUUUCAAUUUCAUUCAUCUUUCAUGGUACUUGUACAAUCAUUGUACAUAUUCAUUUCAGUUUCAGCACAUAAAUAAUACAAAUUAUCCAAAAAAAUUUUUUUAUAGGCUAUAGAAAAUUUAAAACCAAUAUCAACAUAUUUUGAAAUAGAAGAAUUUAAACACUUAUUCUUUCUUAGUUCUCUCCCAAGGUAACAACGAAGUUUAAAAAAAUAUUAUUUCCCUGAAAACAUUUGAGACUUCAGCCUCACGUGCCAUCUGCAAUUGUGGCAUAUAACAACACCAGCAGUUACCUAGAAUAAUAAUUUGCUGGAUGCUGAUGUGACUUACUGCGAAAACAAACAUUCCCGUUAUUGACUUUCUGUAACUGCAUGCUGCAUGCAGCACAGGCCCACCUUAGGCUGUCCUAUCCUUGAGAGUAUCUGUUUAAUGUGCACAGCCCAUUGCAGACACCACAUGUCAAACUAUUUUUAACUGGCAUUAACGCUCACACCAUCAACGUGUUGAAUUAGGGUCUGAGUAGUCUUUUGGCAGUAGUGUGAGUGUGGACAGCCACCAUACUUCUUAGUUGGGUAUCUGAUCAUUAUCAAAAAACUUCAUGCAUCAGCACUAUUGUUGUUAUUAUGGUUAUCAACAAUUGCAUCAUAUAAAGAAAUAUAAAAAUAUACUUAAAUAAAUAUCUAUUUUUGUAAAUUAUAGCAUACUUUUUACAGGCCUAAUCAUUAUAUUAAUUAAUGAUUAUUAAUUAUAGCACUGCUAUUGUUACGCACUGGCUUCUAUUGUGAGAAAUUAAUCUCUUGUUUUAAGUUAUGGCUCGUUCAAACAGUGCCUAACAAAGGACGAUACCAUAGAUAAAUACAAUAACAAAAUUACGACACCCAAAACAGUUGCCAAGUACAGUUAAUAAGAUUUAAUUGAGUAAUAAUACAAUAAUUUAGUAAUAAUACAAUUACAAAACAAAGGAAAAAUCAUUACAAAUCAUCAACUUACAGAGUAUUGGAAAAUCUCGUACCGGUACUCAAUUUGUACAAUGUGCCAAUUAAUAAUGAUGAAUGAAGAAUGCGAAUAAACACAUGAGCACACAAAGAAUAAUACGUGUCUCGUAAAGUUAAUAAUAUCUCUUUGAAUCUAUCUCCGUCCUCUGUGUCUCUCAAUCAUUUAUAUAUUGCGGUCUACCGACGCGUCUAGAAACGCCCCUACUUUUCUAAUAUAAUCGAGAACCUUCGACAAGAUACUAAUAGGCCUACUAACCAUUUUAAUUGGAAGCCGGUAGUAAACAACAUACAUCAAAGACUAAGCCACGCCCAAAACUAACGCUACCGUCUGCUAAGGAUCUAAUGUGGGGUGAAACAAAGUUCAAGCACGGGAAAAGUGUACUACAUAACACAAUCUUUUAAAUAAAGUCAGUAAAGCAUGAAUCAUCAUGGAAAAACUAGCCUCUAAAAAAAAAUUAAAAGAAGGUGCAGUCCAAAAAUAUAUUCUGCACCUGAGAAUAUUGUAGCCCUGAGCCUGAAUCAUGAGCAUGAUUCAUGAAAAGCUGAACCACACAAGCCAAUAUGACACCAUGGAAAAACAUAGUUGCUGUUUGCUAUCUCAAAAAGAGCUCCACGUUGUAGCCUCAGUAGAUGCAGUCUUAGAACACUUAGUACCUAGCUAGUUAGGUCCAAUGAUUAGCUAUGUUGACUGCAGUCUUUGGUUUAUCAAGUUUACAGCCGCUGUGGUAAACAAAGCUGCUUAGUAAAAAUUUUGAAGUAAUUAAAUAACUUAAAAUGGGAAAUGCCUAGCCUAGGCCUAGGUGCUUCAAUUUAAUUGAUUUCGGCUUAAAAUUAAAUACACUAAAUAUACUAUUUUACAAUCUUGAAUUUUAGCUGCAUUAAAAGUAAAUUAAUGGUUCAUUAAUGAAAUUAUGAAUAUUUUUGUUAAAAUUCAUUUUUAAUUUGAAAAUACUGUCACUGGCCUUUGUCUAAACGAGGGGUGGCCAACCCAAAAGAUUUCGCUGGCCACCUUGAUAAUAAUAGUGUGUGAACCAUUCACGGACGCAUAUCAUUAUACCUUAUACUUACAUCAAAUUAAACACCCACUAAAUCCUGCAUAGAAUUGUUAUCUAUUCUUAAUGACAUAAUACAUUUUUUUAUCAGCAAAAUAAAAAAAUAGAAAAAAAAAAUGUAACUCAUGUGAUAUAAUUUUUGUCUUCUCUCACUUAACUUUUAAAAACUGAUUUCUUUGUCUAUUGAAUGAAGAAAUAUAAGUUUAUUGUGAUAAAUCGGGCAUCCAUGGGCUGCAAUAUUUAAUGUGACUGGCCACAGGUAGUGUAGCUGGCCACAGGUUGGCCACCUCUGGUAUAAAGAAAGUGGCUUAAAAUUUUAAACAUACGACAUAUCCUUAACAUAUAUUAUAAGGCCAUUGAAUAAAAUCAUAAAAUUAGCUUCAACUAGAGAGUCAAGAAUUUAUAUUAAAUUAUAUGCUACACCCUAUACAGAUUCUGCAACAAAUCAAGUAAAGAAAGAAAUGCCUGCAAAGGACAUGAGACCACUUUACCUUGAUGCACAAGCCACCACACCUUUGGUAAGGCUAUACAUUUUAAUUAUCUUAUAAGUCAUAUACUGUUAACCACCAACAGUUUUGCUUGCUAGUUUUCUGCAUUCAGUGACAUUGAUAUCUUAUAAUAUUAGUAAUUGUAACGUCUGCAACACUGUCACUUUUAUAAAACAAGAAGAACAAAAUUUAACUUGCUACUUAUUCAUUGUAACUUUUGCUUAUUUCUGCUAUCAGUUAUUUCUUUUUUUUUUCUUUUGAAUUAAGCGCCUACCGGGUAGUUACAUUUUCUAAAUGUCUCCUACUUGCAUUAUUGAGGUUUGAAAACCUAUUUUCAGACUGAAUUAGAGACUCAAAAUGGUGAUUAGAAUGAUUGGAUCCCAUUGUCAAUAAAAAAAUUCUAUCUAAUCAUUACAGUAUGAGUAAUAAAAUAAAUAAAUAUUAUAAUUCUUGUUUUCAAGGAUCCUAGAGUCCUGGAUACAAUGAUGCCAUACUUGAUGAGUCAGUAUGGUAAUCCACAUUCACGAACACAUGCUUAUGGUUGGGAAAGUGAAGCAGCUGUAGAAAAGGCAAGAAAGGUAAUAUGAGUGCCAGUACCAUGGGCUUUGAGGAUGACUUUUUCUUCUUUAAAAGCAAAUUUAUACUGUGUGAAAUUUUGUCAAAAUUACACAUCUAAUGAAAAUAAUUAAUCCAAUGUUAUUUAUUUAUUUUUAUUAACUAAGUAAAUAAAGCAUAUACAAUAUUAUAUGAGCACUUCAAAGAUUAACAACUUAAAAUAAAAAUACUGUAUAUGAAUAUAACUAAUGUGAUCAGAUAAAUUUCAGGGAUAUAUUUAAUUAAUAAAAAAUCACCUCCAGAUUUUUAACAAAACUGCAAAAAUGUCAAACAGAAAGUUAAUAUGGCAUCACUUUAUGUUCACAAGAGAUGCUGGGUAUUGGAACAACUUCAUUAAUGAUGAAUGGUAUAAUCAAAUAGUCGUGUCAUAGUUCAAUAAUCUGGUGCAAUGUCCUUUUAAAACAAUAUGUUUACUGCUCAUCACAGCAAGUGGCAAACUUAAUUGGUGCUGAUCCUCGAGAAAUCAUUUUCACAAGUGGUGCAACAGAGUCCAACAAUAUAUCCGUCAAAGGUGUUGCUAGAUUCUACAAAGAAAAGAAAAAGCACAUUAUAACAACACAGACGGUAAGUGGGGUUUUUUUGUAUGCAUAAUUUAUAUAUAAGAUUCUCUCUAUAAUUUUAUCAUUAAGAUAUGAUAUAUAACGAUGUUAAUUUUGAAAUUAUUUUUGGCAAAGCAUUUACUGAUCUGAGGAAUCUGGUUAUAAAACAAUUAUCUGUUUCUACAAUGCAAUCUCAACUGUAUUGCACAUCUAGGUCAGAUUGAUUUGAUGCAUGAUAAGUUCCCAAGCGGCAGUUCAAAGUUUAUCUGUUAUUUAGAACUUACAAACUAACUCUCCUCCCUGUUCCGUUUUUAUGCCAAAGUUUGGGACUAGCAUAUGAAAAUUCUCCUUAACAGGUUUGAAAUAUUUUCUGUGUUUCUGAUUUGAUUGUUAGUUUCAGUUAUCUUCCCUUUCAGGAACAUAAAUGUGUCCUAGACUCUUGUCGAGCUCUGGAGGCAGAAGGUUUUGAGAUUACCUACCUUGGUGUACACCACAAUGGAAUCCUUGACUUAAAGGUCUGUGUUGUAGUGUUAUGUAAGCAUACUUCUAGACUGUAUACUUAAUGCACAUUACUUUUUUUUUUUAAAGCUAAUAUAUGAAAUAUAUCUAUAUAGCUUAAUUUUUUACUCGGCAUACAGAGACAUAUCUAUUUAGCUAAACUUUUGACCAUGAGUACACAGACAUAUCUAUUUAGCUAAACUUUUGACCUUGAGUACAGAGACAUAUCUAUAUAACUAAAUCAAUUAAAAGAAGCACACCACAUUUUUUAAACUCAAAUUAUGUUAACGCUUAUCAAGACUUGAAACUUUGAAAUGAGCUGAGCCAACACAUUUUUUAAACUCAAAUUAUGUUAAUGCUUAUCAAGACUUGAAACUUUGAAAUGAGCUGAGCUGAGCGAACACAUUUUUUGUUUAGUACAAAAAAGAAACAACAACACGUUUCCACAUUUUGAAACAUAAUAUAAAAUUAUUUUCGCCUGGUGGGCAGGAGCUGGAAAAGAGCAUUCGUCCCGAGACUGUGUUGGUGUCUGUUAUGGCCGUCAACAAUGAAAUUGGAGUGAAACAGCCAAUAUCAGAAAUAGGUACUUUUGAUUAAACAAUGUCUUCAAUGCCUAAGGUUAAUAAAAUGGCAUAAUUUCCUGAGUUCCCUGUAACAAAAAAAAACCCAUUCAAAUUAAGAACAUCUUGCUUAAGAAAGCGGACAAAAAGUAAAAAAACAAUCAAGUUAUUUCUCAUUUUCAAUAGUCUGACUUGAAAUAAACCUGAUCUUAUGUAGUUAAAAGUAGUUUUUAUUCCCCUCUUGAUCUGACAAACCAGAAUAAAAUGUGCGUAGUUGGUUUAUAUUGUGGGUAUUUGGGAGUCAUAAAACUACAUAUUUUUGGGACUACUUGUCAUUAGGAAUUCCGCAGUGUCUGUCGCCAGGGCUGCAUAGUUUUGUUUUAUCUGGCUAAUUUAUAUUUUUAUUCAAUAACUAUUCAGUUUGUCCUUGUGUUUUUGCCCUUUCAUUUCUUUUGUUCUUUCUCGUGGCGAUUGCGAGCCAUUUUGGCUGUAUGGCCAUAAUUGAUGUUAACCCAGGUCACGCUUUUAAAAUUCCAACCUUCUGUUUUAUAUAAUGAUCAGCCAAAUCAAUUUUGCUUUAAAAAAUGCGAAGCGCUACAAAUUACAACCAAUGACUCAUGACUGUUAUUGGUUACUGCCAGAGAUUUAUGUCUGUGUCCUAUGUCGCUAAAGUUUGUUAUCAUGUUUCUUGUUUUGAAAAGACAGUUAAGAUCUUUGUUUACACUUGUCUUUUUAGGAGCUCUUUGCAGAUCAAAGAAAGUUUUCUUCCACACUGACGCUGCUCAGGCUGUUGGUAAAAUACCUAUUGAUGUGAACAAGAUGAAUAUUGACUUAAUGUCCAUCAGUGGCCACAAAAUAUAUGGCCCAAAAGGUAAUCUGUUUUAUUACAUUUUAAUGGGGUUCAGAUCUUUGUAUUACUGAGGAAACACUGAUUUAUUAUGACACAACUUUGUCAUGUUAAGUUAGAUAACUGCAAUGAAUUGGUUUUAUAAGUGUGGUCAGGAUGUAGAUGGAAUGUAUAGAGUUGGGGAUGCAUUGUUUACAUAGGGCCAGUUAUGUGAUUGGUCCAAGUGUAAAUGGCAAUCACGACUGCUUAACAUCAUCAAGCAGUUCCACGAAAACAUGCAGGGCACAGUGUGCUACAACGGUGCCGCCUCAGAAGCUUUUCCAGUGAGUAGUGGAGUGAAGCAAGGUUGCAUGCUGGCUCCUACUUUAUUUGCAAUCUUUUUCUCCAUCCUACUCCAGUAUGCCUUUCAGAACAACAGCGAGGGGAUAUACAUCCACACUAGAGAUGACGGCAAAUUAUUCAACAUUGCCCGCCUUAGAGCUAAGACUAAAACAAGAAAGGUCUUGCUGCGGGAGUUCUUGUUUGCGGACGAUGCCGCUUUGGUAUCUCACACAGCUGACGGCCUGCAGAGCCUCGUAUCCAGCCUAUCCGCUGCCUGCAAAGAGUUUGGCCUGACAAUUAGCCUAAAGAAAACUAACAUUCACACAGCUGACGGCCUGCAGAGCCUCGUAUCCAGCCUAUCCGCUGCCUGCAAAGAGUUUGGCCUGACAAUUAGCCUAAAGAAAACUAACAUUAUGGCACAGGGCGCUGACUCCCUCCCCACUAUCGCCAUCGACGACUACGACUUGGAUACUGUUGACAGAUUCACAUAUCUGGGAUCCAACAUAUCGAGCACCCUCUCAAUGGAGGAUGAGAUAAGUGGAAGGAUAGGGAAGGCCGCAACUGUUAUGGCCAGACUGAAGAAAAGAGUCUGGUCAAACGCCAAACUCACAACAAGAACUAAGCUGCAGGUGUACCAGGCCUGCAUACUGAGCACACUCCUGUAUGGAUGCGAGUCGUGGACUACAUACUCUAAACACGAAAGAUGCCUGGGUCACAUCCUUGACAUUAAAUGGCAAGACAAAGUCCCCAACACGGAUGUCCUGUCCCAAACAAACAUGUGUAGCGUCCCAGCCAUGUUAAUCCAAAGACGCCUCCGCUGGCUUGGACACGUCAAGCGAAUGCAACUUGGUCACAUACCAAAGGACGUGCUAUACAGCGAGCUGGCAACAGGGAAAAGGUCAGUGGGACGGCCUCGUCUGAGAUACUUAGACAUAUGCAAAAGAGACAUGAAGUCGGCUAACAUCGACAUCUCAAACUGGGAGGAGCUGGCAGAGGAUCAAUCCUCAUGGCGGGGCAUCGUGAAGGCAGGAUCACUACAUGCCGAGGAUCAAAACAGGGCGGAAACAGCUGCAAAAAGAGUGAGGAGGAAGGCCAGUAAAUACUGCUCCACCGCAUUCGUGUGUGGGAAAUAUAACAGAGACUGCCAUUCGAGGAUUGGUCUCACCAGCCACACCAAGAGCUGCAAACAAUAAAGAUAAUCUAUCGUCUCCCGCAGACGGAAAGAUGCCAUACAUACAUACAUACAAAUGGCAAUCAACAAGUGAGGGGAAUAAAUGCUGUCUCAACACAUGUCAUAAGCAGUUAUCAUUGCAGUGUGUUAAUUUAUGUUGAGAUUGGUGUUCCUGAGUGUGGGCCAUCUUGUUUGAGGUGAGCAAGUAGUUUUCAUUAUGUGCAAUUUGUGGUUUUGAACACAGUGUAAUAUUAAAGAAUAGAUUGUAAAUAAAGAUCCCUGCAUUGUAUAUUCUGUUGUCAUCCAGUGUGGACGAAAGCAUUUGUUGUACAGAGUUGUACCCUAGACAACAAUUAAAGCUUAUCAAACUGCCCUUCUGUUACAAUACCUGUGCAGGAGUUAGCUACUUAGGAACUUGUCCUCAGGAAGGAAGCUCGGAAGCUCGUAACAAUGAUAAUAAAAAGAAACUUGCUAUUAACAAAUUUAAAUAACCUAAGGCGUUUAUGAAUCAUUUAAAAAGUCUUAUAAAGUGUUAUUUUUUCCAAAUUUAAACACAAAUGGAGAACUGGAGGUGAAAAAAAAUGCAAGCUAUAAACAUUGUUAUCUGUAUAUCAUCCACCUAGGUGUUGGUGUCAUAGCUUUCUUACUUGUAUAUCAUAGCCAUAGAUGUUGGUUUCAUAGCUUUCUUACCUGUAUAUUAUCACCCGUUUGUGUUGGUGUCAUAGCUUCACCCGUAUGUCAUCGCCGAAGGUUUUGUUGUCAUAACUUUGUUUCCUGUAUAUCAUCCCCGUAGGUGUUGGUGCCCUGUUUGUAAGGAGAAGGCCAAGAGUCAGGGUUGAAGCCUUACAGAGUGGAGGCGGCCAGGAGAGAGGCAUGAGAAGCGGCACAGUGCCAACACCUUUAGUUGUAGGUCUAGGAGCAGCAUGUCAGCUGGCACAGGAGGAAAUGGAUGUAAGGUUUCUUACAAGUGCUUGUAAAAGGAUUAACUUUAAGAUGUACAUUUUUUUUUUGAAUGUGUGGUGAAUAUUAGUAAAUAUGUUGGAGGACAAUCUGAUUACUAUUUCCAUUUAGAUUCUCUGAAUAAAUUUUUCUUUUUACAUUUAUGAAAUUACUUCAUAGUUCCAGCUGUUUAUUACAAACCAUAAAAUAUUUUUUUGCCCCUUUAAAGUAUGAUGCCAAAAGGAUUGGUGCAUUAUCAAACCACUUGAUCAACAAAAUUAUGGAGGCUUGCCCAAAGGUGAUCAGGAAUGGUGACAGUGAAAAAACUUAUCCAGGUGAGUCAAUAGAACUGUGUCUUAAACAUGUUACUGUCACUCACAAUUUUAGUUUCAUUGAAAAGAUGUUUGGGUUUUUAUCAUUUCCUCCAGAUCUGUGUUGGGAUUUGGGCAGCAGUUUCCAUGGACAAUGUUAAUUUCUUAAUGCCUUUUUGAAAUGUUUCCCUCCCAGUCUUCUGAGGCGUUCCUCUUUCCCUUGGGUGUUAUCCGCUCUUGAUAACAACUGAUAUAAACAAGCUCAGUUGUCUGCUCCUUCUUAUGACUGUUCAGUUUCAUUAUAGUGAUAACUGUAGCUACUUAUCUCAGAAUAAAGGGCAGGCACUCUGUUGCAUUUUUAGAUAAAUUCUAUAUUUUAAAAAUGUCAUUUUAUCGUUGAAAAAACUACCAUAUAUUGUUAUUAAUAUCAGGGGUAGAUGCAUUCAUGGUACUCUGUGGCUAUGAUACCUGAAUUUUUUUCCAGCUUUCCCCUGAUUUCUUUUCAAAUUCAAGUUAAAAAAAUAUUUGUAAAAAAUAUUAAAAUUACUGGCUCUGUAGAAAAAAGGGAUAGCUUCUUCUAAGUUAUUUUCAGUUUUUUCAACCCCUGACUUAUAACACAAAUUUAAUGAAGCUAAAGCCUUGUAAAUCUGUCCCUCAGGGUGUGUGAACCUCUCCUUUGCCUAUGUUGAGGGUGAGAGUCUUCUCAUGGCGCUUAAAGAUAUAGCGCUAUCAUCAGGAAGGUACUUACUGUUCCAUUUAAAUUAACCGGUUUCAAGAACCUGGCAAUCUUAAAGACUUCGGCGGCACACAAGUAACAACAUGCAAAAAUAUACAAAAUAACAUAAAAUAGUUAACAGUCUUAAUUGCUUGUUAGGCUAAAAUGUAUCAGAUUACACUGUAUUGCUCCAGAUUCUACCCUAAAAUAACAGUCUUAAUUGCAUGUUAGGCUAACAUGUAUCAGAUUACACUCUAUUGCUCAAGAUUCUACCCUAAAAUGUACUCAACAGUUCAACACUAACUUAGAUUUUGUUUUUAAGUCAUGACUUUUUGUCCUAUUUAUGUUACAGCGCAUGCACCUCAGCAUCACUUGAACCUUCAUAUGUGUUACGAGCUAUUGGAACCGAUGAGGACUUGGCUCAUUCAUCAAUCAGGUUAAGAUUGACUUGACCUACUGAGUUUAAUAGAUUAUUUAUAGCUGAAGUUGUUGCUGUGAAAAUGUAUUCACUCAAUUUUAAUUUUUUUAAUAAGUACAGCUCGUAAUAGUUAUAUUUUAUAUUAUGUACUCAUUUAGAUUUGGAAUAGGGAGGUUCACAACAGAGGAGGAAAUAGACUUCACCAUUCAAAAGUGUGUUACACAUGUCAAGAGGCUAAGGGAAAUGAGGUAAGCUUAUAUGGUUAUUUCCACUCUUGAUCCACUCAACAAAUUACCAAUGUAAACUUAUGGAAAAUUCAAAGGUAUUUGUAUAUUGUUACAGCUGUUCAUAUAAUGUUCAUAGCAUGUCUUUAAUAAAUGUCCAUCAGCCAACCCUUACUUUAACAGAGACGUGAAUGCAGUCACAACUGAUACCUUGUGCUAUCAAUAGUUUUAUUUAUCUCUAUAAAAUAUACAAAUUGAUAAGUAUUCAUUGUAUGUUUUCCAAACUUAUUCUUCAGUCCCCUGUGGGAGAUGGUUCAAGAGGGAGUUGAUCUGAAAUCUAUCAAAUGGACACAGCACUAGUACUGUCUGCAAGACAGAAAUUCCCCAACUGGAUAUACACACCUAUGAAUUGUUCUCACCAUUGUCGUCAAUAAUUUGUAAAGUAGAAAUUUGAAGAUAUUGAAAAUGUAUUCAGUCCCUUACAUAUUCUAUGAUAGCUUUUACUUUCUUAUGGUUACAUUAUUCCAAGCUUUAAGAGGAUAGAUGUGUAAAUAUUAAUUAAAUUUGGUUCCACAAUAGUUAAGUUUUCUCAUUACUUUUGUUCUGUGUCUCUUCACACCUGAUUGACUCGUAUGCCACAUCACAUUUUAAAUUUUAGUUCAGGUCAGAGGUAUCUUUACUUUAUCCUAAAUUAAAUAACUAACAGCUAAUGCAUUAUUAAAACAACCAUAACGUGGCAUUGCUGGUCUUCAAAUUUUAAAGGUUGAACAAAACUGGUCAAACUUUUUCUUAAAUAUUUUCAGUCCACUGGUGAGAUUUUCUUUUGGAUGUUACGAAAAAAUAUUUCCUUUACUUACAUUUGCUAUUUCAUAUUGUAUCCAUAAUAAGGGAUUAUUGAAAGUUAUUUUAAUGAAAAAGGACAGUGAUAUUGAUAAAAGAUGACGUGGAAAAACAUGUUGAUUUUUGGCAAGAAUUAGGUUCUAUGAAAUAGAGGGUGGAACGUGCCAAUGUUUCCCGGUGGAUAAUAAUGAAGUUUCUCUGCAAUUAUUGUCAGAUGUGGGAAGAUUUCUUGGUAUUUCAAAUUCAAACCACUUAUUUAAAUAGUAUGUUGAAUGUCUGUACCAUCAAGUUGCUAUGAAAUACUCUCCUGUAAAUAUUUUGUAUUUGAUAUAAAAAUAAACUUUAAACAGUUA
Messenger RNA from Lymnaea stagnalis (great pond snail), 12479 nucleotides. NCBI's taxonomy places the organism in Eukaryota, Metazoa, Mollusca, Gastropoda, Lymnaeidae. The record is from the annotation of a GenBank genome assembly.